AGUAAAGCAGAGAAUUAGUGUUAAAUGACAGUAGCACAUGUUCUGUAAAGAUCGGAGUGUAGCUGCAGCAAGAGACAGGUCACUGGGCACAGAGACUUUCCUCCUGGAAAAUGCUGUCUCUACACUCUCUUUGCAUUUUGCUCCUAAUGGUGCCAAUGUGCUAUUUGGCCGAAGAUGACCUAACAGAGCCCAAAAAGAAUCCUUGUGCAAACUGGAUGGGGGGAGCACCAGGAUAUCCUGGACACAAUGGACUUCCAGGAAGGGAUGGCAAAGAUGGGAAGGAUGGAGAAAAGGGAGACAGGGGAGAGCUAGGGAUAAAAGGAGAAAAGGGAGAAGUCGGUGAGCAUGGCCCCCACGGAACUGAAGGGCCUCGUGGCUUUCCAGGGGCCCAGGGACAGACGGGUGAGAAAGCCUUCUUGCAUCGUUCAGCAUUUAGUAUGGGGAUGGUCAGCAAAGCUCCAACCCCCAAUGUGCCCAUACGCUUCACCAAAGUCUUCUAUAAUGAGUAUCGCCAUUAUGAUGACACUACAGGAAAGUUCAGCUGCCCCAUUAAAGGCCUUUACCUCUUCACUUACCACAUCACUGUCUAUAUGAAGGAUGUCAAAAUUGGAUUGUACAAGAACGACAAACCCAUCAUGUUCACCUUUGACCAGUUCCAGACUAACAAUGUUGACCAGGCUUCUGGCUCCGUCCUGCUGCACCUAGACAUUGGAGAUGAGGUCUGGCUGCAGAUAUAUGGGGAAGAAUUUGGUGGUAUCUAUGGAGAUAAUCUCAAUGACUCAUCUUUCUCUGGAGUACUGCUGUAUCCAGACAAGGAAUGAUUGUGACGUCCAUCUGUGUCAUAUAAACCAUAAUGCUAUCUAUCAUUAAAGGUCAUUUACAAAGUAUAGAA
This is a messenger RNA of Pseudophryne corroboree (corroboree frog), 892 nucleotides long. RefSeq names its product adiponectin-like. The coding region runs from base 111 to 821 and encodes 236 amino acids. The record is from RefSeq and is a predicted model, not a curated record. The transcript is spliced from 3 exons. NCBI's taxonomy places the organism in Eukaryota, Metazoa, Chordata, Amphibia, Anura, Myobatrachidae. Gene Ontology annotation, molecular function: protein binding.